Messenger RNA from Culex quinquefasciatus (southern house mosquito), 1762 nucleotides. RefSeq names its product zinc finger protein 600. The transcript has 5 exons. NCBI's taxonomy places the organism in Eukaryota, Metazoa, Arthropoda, Insecta, Diptera, Culicidae. The coding region runs from base 189 to 1733 and encodes 514 amino acids. The record is from RefSeq and is a predicted model, not a curated record.
GACAGGAGUACGUAGAAUGCAACGUCUACUGAAAAAGCGCUUCCCAAACACAUAAUUGAAUUUCUAGUACCUAUCGGUGAACUAAACUAACAUGGCCAGCGUUAUUCAGCCCCAUUCCGGUAAUGUCACGGCAUAACUAACUAACUGACUUUUGUUUUUGGAAACACGAAGACGAGCUUUUUGCGGAAAUGUCAGCUAAAAUGGAAACGGAAGAUGGGGUCGAUUGUCCUCAAUUCCACACCGAAACCAUUGUGAAGGAAGAGCUGAUUCUUGAGGAUGAGCUGCCAAACGAGAGCGAAGAAAUAACCAUCAAAAAUGAACCACUGGAGGAGGCGGAGGAUGAACCCGUUGAGCAGUUUUACGUCACGGGAGAAUCCGCCUUGAGAUGUGACAAAUGCAGUAGGAACUUUACCACACAGCGCGCGUAUAAUGAGCACAUGCUGAGGCACCGGAACAUCGACAGCAAGCGAUAUAUGUGCGAGCCCUGCCAGAAAGUUUUUGGUAACUGGAGCGAGUUGGACCGACACCAGCAAAUGCACGAGGGCAAGCUGGAGUUGCAGUACAAGUGCAACUUCCCGUCGUGCGAUACGGUGUGCAAAAACAAGAAGAGCUUCGAGAAGCAUUUAUCAGCGCACAGGAAAGAACAAAGACAGGAUAAAAAGCGACAUCGGUGCGACAAGUGUGACCAGAUCUUCGAUAAACGAAUGUCCUUGAAAAGACACUGGAAGCUCAAGACUUGCGACUCGACGCCGAUAGCCGUGGAGGAGGAAGACGGCACCUUCAAAUGUCCCACGUGCAGCAAAACGUUUUCCCAGCAGCACCUGAUUGACCAACACAUCCGAACGCAUCAGGGUACGCAUAAUACAAGGACACGAGCGACGUUCCAGUGUGAAACUUGUGGAUUGUAUGUUGCCAGCAAAAAGGAGCUCGUGCAGCACGCCGCCAGCAAGCAUGGCCAGGUCAAAUCCGAUCCGGUAGAACUCGGUGAAAGUGACGAGCAAGGCCUUUUCGUGUGUACCGAGUGCACAAAAACAUUCACGCAACGUGAUGGGUUGAUGCGCCACCUUCGCAGACACGAAGUGUUAAACAGUGGCUCGUUCCAGUGUAAAGUUUGCGGAAAGUGCUUUGCCCGAAAAGCCGAGUUGAUGAAACACUCGGUUGAGAAACACGACGAGGAGCUAAUCGUGCCAAAGCCCGAAAGGCCGGAAAUGGACGCCAGUGGGCGCUUCAAAUGUACUCGAUGUGAGAAAACAUUUGAACUCCGCCACUCGUGCGUGGCACAUAUCCGUAAACACAAAAUUAAGGACAGUGGACGGUAUCAGUGCAAAAAAUGUCUGAUGUGUUUCGUAAAACCAGAGGAACUGGUACGUCAUGAACGUGUUGCUACAACUCAGACAGCAAGUUUAUGUACCAAAAAUGUCAAGUCGCUUCAACUAAACAAAACGAAACUCGCCAGGAAAACAGACAAAGCGAGGGACAAAGAGCAUCACGCGAUAGAAGAAAAUGGAUUAUUUAUUUGCUCGACGUGCGGCAAAACGUUCCUGAAGCGUAGGUGCUGUCUGGCCCACAUUCGGAAGCAUGUCCACAUGGAGCAGGAAAGGUUCAAGUGUAAAACGUGUGGAAUGAACUUUGGCACAAACAAGGAGAUUCGUAGACAUACAGCCCUGAAGCAUGGCCAAGAGCAAGGCGCCAGUGCGAGCGUUGAUAAACCGCAAAAAAUAAAAAAAGAAUAAAAAUCAUUUAAUAAUGGCGGACAAAAAAA